AUGGCCCGUCUCAGCCUUUCCAUCUUCGUCCUCUGCCUCUUCUUGGCCCUCAUGGUCUCGGCCAUGCCCGUCAAGCGCGAGAACUCCAGCGGUAACGAGCUGGACGGCACUCUUGCCGAACAGGUCGCAGAACAAUCCCUCGAGUCCGCUAGCGAGAUGCUCGACCAAAUAACCGGCAAGGACGACGACGACAAGAAGAAGCCCGCCCCCAGCGGCACCACCGACAACAAGCCCUCUCCUACUGGCACCACGCACUCAACCGAGUCCCAGACUGCCCCUAAGACCGAGGAGAAGGUUGCAAACACUGAGCCCUCUGCCACUACCCCUACCUCUACCGAGGAGACCCCCUCAACCUCUAGCUCUGCCCCCUCGACCGCAUCCUCCCACGUCGUGAAUGACAACCCGCUCUCGAAGAUCCCUCUUGUGGGUGACUUGUUGAGCGGUGGUGGGUCUGGAUCUCUUACUGGAGGACUCCUGGGUUAAGCCAUCCAUCCUUCCCAUUAUGGAAUGAGGAGUAGUGUGUUGUCGUUGUCGCUUUCAUGUAUGUUUGUUUUCUAUAUGCAUGCAUGCGUGAUGGCAGUUUGAUAUUUGGACGGAAAGAAAAGGAAGAAAAACG
This is a messenger RNA of Aspergillus costaricaensis CBS 115574, 616 nucleotides long. RefSeq lists its product as uncharacterized. The transcript has 2 exons. The record is from RefSeq and is a predicted model, not a curated record. Lineage: Eukaryota; Fungi; Ascomycota; Eurotiomycetes; Eurotiales; Aspergillaceae. Bases 1 to 483 code for a protein of 160 amino acids.